Strongylus vulgaris is the source of this 472-nucleotide messenger RNA. NCBI's taxonomy places the organism in Eukaryota, Metazoa, Nematoda, Chromadorea, Rhabditida, Strongylidae. The record is from the annotation of a GenBank genome assembly.
CACAUCUUUGUGUCUGUUAAUGAAAGUCUAAGAAUUUAAUAUAAAGUCCAUUAAAGGUGAAAAUAAUUCCAGACAAGAAGAAUUAGCCGAGUUUGAACUUUUGGAACAAGAGAUCGAAGAUAGCGAGGAUGGUCUUGUUAGGACCGAUUAUAUAGUUUGUCAUGAUGAACGAAUACAAUUGGCGAGGCUGCGGCAGCGAGUUUUCACCUCGCAACCACCUCGACCACGUCCGCAGUUUCCAAUCGCCAGAAUUCCAUCAUCAAACGAUUUGGUGAUGAAACGAAUGCAGGUGAAGGCUACUCUUUCCAAUCUUGAUUUGCGAUCCUUUGGUAGCGAAACAUCAUUGGUAUCACUGGAUUUCACCACACCUGGUGAUAUUGGAUCGCCAAUGCACUUUGCUGCAAAUCCAUUCCAGAGGUCACGAAUUCCCCGAGGAUCGUUCCGAAGUCCACGAAAGACCAUCGCUAUAUAG